Molecule: messenger RNA, 1067 nt
Organism: Hypomesus transpacificus
Lineage: Eukaryota; Metazoa; Chordata; Actinopteri; Osmeriformes; Osmeridae
Gene: snapc5
Product: small nuclear RNA activating complex, polypeptide 5
Exons: 4
Coding region: 261-608 (115 amino acids)
Biological process (GO): transcription initiation at RNA polymerase III promoter; transcription by RNA polymerase II
Cellular component (GO): nucleus
Source: RefSeq, a predicted model, not a curated record
GGAAGUGACCCACGUGAAUUCGGCUUGUUGUGUUGUGUUUGAGAAGCAGGGAAGGACUACUUGUCAUAAAGCUAGCAAGCUAGCUAAGUCAGUUGCUAGAAAUGAUCAUGCCAAACUUGUAGCUUUACAAAAUAUUACGUGGCUACUUUAUCAGCUUUAUGUUGCAUAGCAGUUCCUGCACAGCGGAUAUAUCCAAGAAUACAAGCCAGUUAGCCGCUACGAUUCAUGGAAUGAUCUGAAGGAGCCAUCAGACAGUAACCAUGCACAGUCGUUUGCAGGAGCUAAAAAAGGAAGAGGAGACUCUUCUGAAAAUCAAAGUCAUGCUGCAAGAUCAGCUCAACCGGCUGAAAUUUGAAGAAGGGGCGUUAAAAUCCAUCAUCAAUUCCCAGAUAGAGGAAGGACAUUCUGAACCUGCUACUCCUGAGGUUCCAGUCAACCCGGAUGAUGAAAAUCAAAUCAACCAGACCAAACUCCUCCUCAGUGCGCCUGUGGAUUAUAAUAUGGAGGAAGAGGAGGAGGAGGAGGAAGAAGAGGAGGAAGAUGAUGAAAAUGUGCUUGAAGUAGUGCCUGAGGAAGACGAGGAGGAGGAAGAGGAGGAUUAUUACUGAGAUUCCAAUUGCACUGUCAAUAGUCCAAGGAGUUCAGAUAUCUGCAACACGUGUGUAAAUGGACAGUUGGUUCUUUUUUACUUGUUUUGAUUCCUUUGUUAGUAAGUUUAUUAUUUAUUGGAGUGGACUUAAGUGUUGAGAUCAGCUACACAACAAACUGGAAGGGAGUUCAUCCUUGCGUAUGUCAAUACCUGUCAUUUGUAUUGGUCACCAUAGAGUUGUUGUUUGUAGUCACCUGUUCAGUGUCACUGGCAUGGAGCAUUCCAACUUGUUAGGUGCUUCUUAUAAGCAUUGAUGUUGCACAUCUAUGGACUAAAGACAAUUGUUCCCAAGCCUCAAGGUUCUAAUGGAAUGUGUGUAUGGCUGGGCCAUAUAAGAUGAUCGACAUAACUACAGUUCUGUACAUGUUAUUAGGGUUAUUCAUGAGCACAAAAUAAAGAACUCCGUACAUAAAAAGAU